Messenger RNA from Theobroma cacao (cacao), 858 nucleotides. Lineage: Eukaryota; Viridiplantae; Streptophyta; Magnoliopsida; Malvales; Malvaceae. The record is from RefSeq and is a predicted model, not a curated record.
GCUUACAACACAAAUACUUGGCAGCCUGAUAUCUCUAAUUGGAGCAGCGUGAAAGAGAUCAGAACAAUGGGGGCUCCCCCUCCUGCUUUCACAAUCAGACAUCCAGACUAUGCCAUAUCGGACAACGUUACCCCUUUCCGUGACUAUGAUUACUUCGGUGCGUUGUGGGAUCCCGUCCCUUUCUUCAGUUCAAAGCAAACAUCCGAAGAGUGGACAACCAAUGAACUCAUCACUUUCGAGCAACUUGAGGAAUAUGGAGCAUACUAUGUUGGAGAGCGAUCCGAUAUGUAUGCUGUCUCUCAUUUCGUGUACUAUGUGGAUGGAGAGUACAUGCCUGUCUUCAGAAAGAUCACUGGCUACGAUAUGUUCACUUACUGUCGCAGGAGAAUCAUGCGAAGAGAAAACCGAAGAGGAUAUGCCACUCCCAGAGCGUUUCCAAAACCCGUUUGUCUAAACCCACCAGCAAAUUCACAAGAGCAACCCAAGAGGCAGGACACUGUCAUUAAUGUGGGAAGCCUUAAAAUAAACCCAAAUCCCAAUCCGACAAACAUUAAUAAUAUGGAAAAAGGAAUGAAUGGUGAGGACGAAGAAGAAGCUUGCUGUUGGGAUGAAAUCAUUGAAGAUUAUUUCAGUGACAAGGCUUCUUCCAGUGAAUCUGAUCCAGGUUUCGAUACCAAAUAAAAUGUUUCGAGAAGGAGCCUUUAGUGCCUUCGUUUCUUUGUAAUAUUGUGGUUGAGAUUUGUGGUGUCCAAGUUAGUCAGCCCUGUUGUUUGCUGUUGUGUUUACUGAAGUUAGCUCGUUAAUUAGGGGCUGUGUCGUUCUUCAUCUAUAUCUUUAUUAAAUAAACUUUUCGUUGAA